AUGGACGACACAACGAAGAAACACUCAAUUGAACACUUCGAGAUCGCGCCAGGGCCAGGCUCUGACACUGGUGUUUUCAUUGAUCCCAUUGCUGAAAAGAAGCUGUUGCGAAAGGUCGAUUUGAGGAUACUGCCACCGUUGACUGUGCUGUUCCUACUUGCCUUCCUGGACCGCACAAACAUCGGCAAUGCAAAGAUUCAGGGUAUGACCGAUGAGCUGAAGAUGGGUGGGCAUGACUACAACAUUGCCUUGUUUGUGUUCUUCAUACCUUAUAUCUUGCUCGAAGUUCCGAGCAUCGCUACUAUUGGUCAAGGGUUAGUCAAAACCUUUGAAGGACUCGUUGCCAUGAGAGUCCUGGUUGGCAUCUUCGAGGCCGGCCUGUUUCCUGGCUGUGUCUAUUUGAUCAGCAUGUAUUAUCAACGAUACGAACUACAAUGGCGACUGUCCCUGUUUUUCUCUGCCAGUAUUCUCGCUGGUGGUUUUGGUGGUCUUCUCGCUUAUGCCCUAGCAAAGAUGAAUGGUAUCGGUGGAUAUUCAGGUUGGAGAUGGAUCUUCAUCAUCGAAGGUAUUUUGACCGUCGUUGUUGGCGUCUUUGCUAGAUUUUGGGUCUGUGACUGGCCUGAGACCGCGAAGUUUCUCACCGAAGAAGAACGUCUGCUAUUGACUUCACGGCUUCAAACCGACUCUGGUGAAGCAAUCAUGAACAGAUUGGAUAAGGCUGCUACCCGCCGUAUCUUCACAGAUUGGAAAAUCUACUGCGGAGUCAUCAUGUAUAUGGGUAUCGUAAACACCGGAUACUCGGGCUCUUUCUUCGUACCCACUAUCAUUCGCGAGAUGGGGUAUACUUCUGCCUCUGCUCAGAUCCGCUCUAUACCUAUUUUCGUUGUCGCCGCAAUCUGCUCUGUCGCUGCCGCUUGGCUGACUGAUCGUCUUCGCCAUCGCUUCGCAUUCUGCAUCUUCGGUCUUGUGGUGGCCUCGAUUGGAUACAUUAUUCUGCUUUGUCAGACCGGUCUCUCAGUAGGCGUCAAGUACUUCGCUCUCUUCCUCGUCGUCCCAGGUGGCUACAUCACACAACCCAUCGUCCUGGCGUGGGUACAAAAUUGCAUGUCAGGUCACUACAAACGCUCUGUGUCCGCCGCCAUGACAGUCGGCUUUGGCAAUCUCGGAGGUAUUGUUGCCUCAAACGUAUUUUUCACAACCGAGGCACCACUUUAUCGUACAGGUUAUGGAGAAGAGAAAUAG
Messenger RNA from Aureobasidium musti, 1242 nucleotides. The record is from the annotation of a GenBank genome assembly. Lineage: Eukaryota; Fungi; Ascomycota; Dothideomycetes; Dothideales; Saccotheciaceae.